AUGGCGAGCGAGCUUAACCAGGAGAUUGAAUACGUUCCACCACCCUACUAUAAUGAACAAAACUACGCAUACGAAUACGAUCCGAACGAUAUAAAUAUUGGACAUUUAUCGGUAAAUGAGAAUGUACAGCGAGCUCAUUCACCAGCCUUGAACGGUUAUACCAAUCCAGACGCUGCGUCCAUGUACUCGCAGAGCUCAGAUCCACGUCUAUCCCAGGGCGCUUUUCCCGCUUCGUUUAACCCCAUGUUCGUAGCUAGGCCACCGGAGCCUGAGUCUGCUGCCGAUGACGGCAGGUCUAUAAGGUCUUUCGAUACAGCUUCAGUGAAUAACCAGUUGCCCGUCGCGAACGCACCAAUGGUGCCAAACUUUUAUGCAGGUGCUGCGCCUCAAAUGAUGCCUUACAGCGGCUAUCCUCCCUUUUAUUCAAAUCCUGAUAAUGUUUAUACCUCCCCUCAUCCGCAGAUGUACUCGUCGAUACCACCUGGAUACAACAUUCCUCCCCCGCCACCAAUGCAGACUAGCCAGAACAGGUCAAAGACGUCGUUGAGCAGUCUAAGGACUCCUACGCUACCUACGAGGCAGCCAAAAACUCAAGUUAAGAAUGAAAUGCCUUACAAUCGGGCCUUUGUCGAUGAUUACAGGACUAGAGUUAAGGGCGAUCCUGAUCCAGAGGCUCAGUUUGCUUAUGCGAGAUAUUUAAUUACUGCUGCUAAAAAGAUUUACACGGACGAAUCUCCAGCAAACCCCAAAUCUGCUCAUAAAUACAGAGACUCGUUACUCGCAGAGUCCAUCAAGGUUACAAAAAAACUAGCGACUCAACUAAAGCCAGGUUAUGUCGAGGCUCAGUUCUUUCUUGCAAAUUGCUUGGGUUCGGGGUCUUUAGGUUUGCAGACAGAUCAGCAGAAGGCAUAUGAUCUAUAUAUAACUGCCGCCAAGAGGAACCACGGACCAUCGACAUACAGAGCUGCUGUGUGUAAUGAACUAGGUGUUGGUACUAAGAAGGAUGUAGCAAGGAGCUGUGAACUAUACAGAAAAGCUGCGACUCUGGGUGAGACUGCCGCAAUGUACAAAAUCGGUGUUAUACUACUUAAUGGGUUGUUGGGAGUGAAUAGGAAUGCAAAGGAUGCUAUUAUUUGGUUCAACAGGGCUGCUCAGCAGGCUGACGAGGAAAACCCACACGCCUUGCAUGAAUUAGCUUUGUUAUAUGAACAUCCAGUUGCUGGUGCUUUGGUGCAAGAUGAUAAUGUGGCAUUUGAUCUGUUCAGUCAAGCUGCACAGUAUGGCUAUGCACCAAGUCAGUUCAAGCUGGGUACUGCGUAUGAGUACGGUAACUUGACAUGCCCCGUUGAUCCAAGAAGGUCGAUUGCGUGGUACACACGCGCUGCUGAAAAGGGCCAUUCUGAAGCGGAGCUCGCGCUAUCUGGUUGGUAUUUGACGGGCUCUGAGGGUGUUCUCAAACAAUCGGAUGCUGAAGCUUUCCUUUGGGCCAGAAGAGCAGCCAAUCAAGGACAAGCUAAGGCUGAGUAUGCUGUUGGAUACUACUCUGAAGUUGGCAUUGGAGUGAAGCAGGACUUAGAGUUGGCUAAGAAGUGGUACUUGAGAGCUUCACAGAAAGGCAAUCAAAGAGCGUCACAAAGAAUAGCUGAACUGAAGAGAUUAGGAAAUCAACGCAAAAAUGGUAAUAGACCUACACGCCAGCAAGCUAGAGAUGAAGGAUGCAUAAUAACGUAA
Molecule: messenger RNA, 1731 nt
Organism: Wallemia ichthyophaga EXF-994
Lineage: Eukaryota; Fungi; Basidiomycota; Wallemiomycetes; Wallemiales; Wallemiaceae
Product: Chitin synthase regulatory factor 3
Exons: 2
Coding region: 1-1731 (576 amino acids)
Molecular function (GO): protein binding
Source: RefSeq, a predicted model, not a curated record